AUGGACACCCGCGAGUUUGCCACGAGAGACGAAUUGUGGCGCAUUCAAGAGACGCUGAACGAUCUCUCUGCAACGCAGGCUCUCCACUCAGAUCGCAUCAUGCGUUUGGAGCAGAAGACUCCUGAUAGCAGCAGACCUAGAAGUCUGUGGGGAGCGAGCUCUCCCUUCCCCCUGGGUUCUUCGCAUCAUGAGUCGACACUCAACCCCGCUGCUGAAGCUUUCCGCAAUUUUGAUGCAGAUCCCAUGAUAACUUCCUUGACGUUGGACCCGACUGACGACUCGCGGAGAGCCGCCGCAUCAAGAGCAAACUCAGUACGGUUUGACGAAAGUGCCAACAACCAUUAUGGCUCCUCGAGACAGUCAAUGGAAUUGCCCACACGUACAGGCAGUGGGCUGGGUGGCCAUGCGCUCUCGGAAAGAUCUCUUUCACAUCGAUCUGACGGGAGACCGGGGCCCGCUGGCUUUGGUCGGACGAACAGCUUCGGUCUUGAACAGAGUCGGCUGCUUGGGUCAAUUCACAACUCGCCUCGAGUUUCUGGCAAUCCUCCACCGGGCUUCUUCAUCUUAGGACCAUGUCCGGCCAUCAUCCGUUGCUGGCUGACUCAAUCCUUCUCCAACACCUCACUGCUCUACGCUGCCCUGUGCUCGGGUUCGACGAUUUCGUCUGUCAGCUAUGCUCUGUUGUGCAAACUUAACCUGACAGAGUCCAUAUUCGGGGAAGACGGUUAUCGCUGUAUUCGACUACCCGUGUAUCUGACUGAGGCCAAAAUUCACAGUCCUGCUGCUGUCAGAUCAGCUAGUCCUGUGCCACCCAUCCCUACGUUGGUGGUCAAGUUUGUGGUCGAUGAACAGAGGGCGACUGAUGCGUCGAUUCAAAUCAUCCUUGGCAGCGAUGUUCUGAGAUCGCGCAAUGCCGACAUCUUGUUCUCACAAGACAAGGUCAUGAUUUUUGACGAGGAACGAAAUCAAGUCUCGAUUCCCUUGUGUCGGCCUGAAGACGAUGCCACUUACAAGGAUCUGUGCACCGUUUCUCGGCAUCGGUCGUCCUCAAUAGGCGAAGCUCUACCGCCGCCAGCUUCGCCAGUGGGAGUCAUUGGCCAACCGGAAAGACUCAACACGGCGCAGAACGCUGCAUCACCUACGGCAGCUCAAUCCAGUAGUUUGCCUUCCGCUAACCCCUCCGAACCAGGAGAUGUCCGUCGAGCGGAUCAAUCCUUAGAGCCAUUAACACGAUCCAGUCUGGACAUGUCUCAACCAAGGGCCGCCGACGAUUCCAAGUCGACGACUGGGAGCGAGAAGUCCUUCACCACACCAAUGACGAAGUCUGGUUCGGGUGUAUGGUCCAACUCGUGGCGUUCUGUAUCCUCCAGCACUCCAAACGAUGCGAGCUCCAAAACUCCGUCCAGUUACGCACGACCCCAUACUCAGAGAACGAUGAAAAUUCUGCGGCCGGCGAAGACAAUGGCCAAUGCCACCAGAACUCCCUCUGCGUCGGCUACCGCCUCAAAUGGCACAGAAAUUUCGCCUGCAAAUGUGAACGACACUGGGAAGGCUUCAGCUCAACCAGAAUCGAGCGAAGAGUCGAAAGGUGCGCCAUCGACUGCGACAGCACGGAGUAAUCCAAUCGGUUCGGGGACUGCCUUUGGUUGGUUGAACACGGGGCCGCAACGGAGAACGACGGCGAACAGUUGA
Molecule: messenger RNA, 1692 nt
Organism: Fonsecaea multimorphosa CBS 102226
Lineage: Eukaryota; Fungi; Ascomycota; Eurotiomycetes; Chaetothyriales; Herpotrichiellaceae
Exons: 2
Coding region: 1-1692 (563 amino acids)
Source: RefSeq, a predicted model, not a curated record